Suillus subaureus is the source of this 506-nucleotide messenger RNA. Its product is annotated as glucose inhibited division protein A-domain-containing protein. Gene Ontology annotation, cellular component: cytosol. NCBI's taxonomy places the organism in Eukaryota, Fungi, Basidiomycota, Agaricomycetes, Boletales, Suillaceae. The annotation marks the transcript as partial. The transcript has 5 exons. Gene Ontology annotation, molecular function: flavin adenine dinucleotide binding. The record is from RefSeq and is a predicted model, not a curated record. Gene Ontology annotation, biological process: tRNA methylation; tRNA wobble uridine modification.
GAUACUGUGGGCGAGCUCUCAUGCAAUCCUUCCAUUGGCGGUGUUGGAAAGGGUACACUAGUGAGGGAAGUCGAUGCUCUGGAUGGCCUCAUGGGCAGGAUCGCAGAUAAAGCUGGGAUACAGUUUCGCAUGCUCAAUGCUUCGAAGGGUGCAGCUGUUUGGGGACCUAGAGCGCAGGUAGACCGUAAAAUCUACAAGCGCCAUAUGCAAGACAUCAUUUUUAGCUAUACAAACCUGGAUGUACGUGCUGCGAGUGUGUUUGACCUUGUGUUUGACAACAGUCCCUGCUCAUCCACAUCCUCGUCAACGUGGGGGACCGUUACGGGCGUCCGCCUAGAGACAGGAGAUGUCAUCAGGUGUUCCAAGGUCGUUGUCUGCACUGGGACCUUUCUCAGCGGUGAAAUCCACAUUGGGAUGCGUCGCAUACCUGCAGGACGUAUCGGAGAGCACCAUCCACAGGUCUUUCUGCAUCCCUCAACGCAGCAGGGUUUAAACUUGGACGCCUG